UGCCACUAUGCACUUUGGCCCAACUAACUACAGGAAACAGCCCAACCCACCUAGGCUAUCCCUAACCUCCCGCUACAGGAGACAGUGAGGUCGUGGCACACAUCCACGGCGUCGUGGCCGUGGAUGGCCACCACGUGCCCCCCUCGGACCUAUAUGUGCGUCCAUACGAAACCCUAGAUCGAGCUCGUCUAGUUACCCCUCGAACCCCCUUCGCCCCCAUCUUCUUGGCUCGAAUUUGAGCCCGGAAUUAACAUGGUGACCACAACUUCGCCGUCAUUGUCGUGGCCACCGACGUCUCCGGCGUGUGGGGGCGUCCUGGAGGUUCCUCGCGCUCGGCCGCGUCCGUUCAGGGCAUCGGAACAAGGCGGGACGCUGCAUGGACGACGAUGUCAACUUCUUCCUCCUCCGCCCGUCAUCGUCUCGCCAUCGCCGCCGCCCCUCCGGUUCACCCCCGACCUCCCCGAGCUUGUCAUCGAGCACCUCGACGACAGAGUCCAAGAGCCAGAUGCCAUCGUCGACGAGGACUCCUACUACACUGGAGGUGCCUACAACUACGUGCAGGCCGCUGACGACGACCAGGAGUAGUUUAGGAGGAUACCAGGCAGGAGGCCUGCGCCUCUUUCGAUCUGUAUCCCAG
This is a messenger RNA of Triticum urartu, 637 nucleotides long. RefSeq names its product putative F-box protein At2g02030. NCBI's taxonomy places the organism in Eukaryota, Viridiplantae, Streptophyta, Magnoliopsida, Poales, Poaceae. Gene Ontology annotation, molecular function: protein binding. The record is from RefSeq and is a predicted model, not a curated record.